AUGAUAUUAUGUGAUUUUCCAACAGAACCCAUCAAAACCCUUAUUGAUUCAGGCGCCACCUCUAACUUCAUCUCCCCUGGCCUGGUCAAAAAAUUAAAAAUCCCAAAAACCCUACUUGAAAAUCCACAAGUAGUGAGAAUGUUAGAUGGUACCCUUUCACAGACUGGUUACAUAUGGCACCAGGUCCAACUUGCAGUCUUGGCCAAUGGCCAUCCCCACACUAUCCCUUUCCUUGUUUGCCCCAUAGGCAACACUCUGGCAAUUUUAGGCAUGACAUGGCUAACCACAGAAUCCCCCCUCAUUGAUUGGCAACAGGGACUAGUCACAUUCCCUGAACAAGUACAAAUUGCCUCCAAAGAAGAAGCAGACUUGGAUCCCUUAGCAGACCUCCCCACUCAAUAUCAUGAGGAGUAUGAUAUUGCAAUUGACCUUGUCCCUGGCGCUAAGCUCUCCCCUGGACCCAUCUACAGUAUGACCAAUGCAGAAUCCAGGGCACUCAAGCAACACAUUGAUGAGGAGUUAGCUACAGGGAAGAUCUGCCCUAGUACUUCCUCUACUGGCACCCCAGUCAUGUUUGUCAAGAAGGCCAAUGGAUCCCUACAACUGGUUGUUGACUAUAGGAAGCUCAAUGAUGUCACUCACAAAAAUGUGUAUCUACUCCCCAGACAAGACAACCUAAUGGCUAAACUCCAACACACCAAAAUGUUCACUAAAUUGGAUUUGCGCUGGGGUUAUAACAACAUACAAAUCAAGAAGGGUGACAAAUGGAAAACGGCCUUUAGAACCAAAUAUGGGUUGUUUGAAUACUUAGUAAUGCCUUUUGGUCUAACAAAUGCUCCAGCUGCAUUCCAACAUUUUAUGAACAACCUGUUCAGGGACCUUAUUGAUGUUACUGUGGUUAUCUACUUGGACAACAUCCUGAUCUUCUCCAAAAAACCAGAGGAUCAUCCAGCCCAUGUAAAGGAAGUUCUGUCCAGACUAAUGACAAAUCAGUUGUUUUGCAAAUUGUCCAAAUGCCACUUCCAUGUUACAAUGGUUGACUACCUUGGCAUUGUCAUAUCCCCAGCUGGUUUCUCCAUGGAUCAAAAGAAGAUUGAAGCAGUCACCUCAUGGCCCCAGCCCAAGACAAUCAAGCAAGUCCAAGGAUUCCUAGGCUUUGUCAACUACCUUUGCUGUUUCAUCCCCAACUUCAGCUCUGUUGCAUGCCCCCUCCACAAUCUCACAAAAAAGGAUUCCCCCUGGUCAUGGGGUAACCCUGAAGAAGAAGCGUUCCAAGAGCUGAAAGCCCUUGUUACCAAGGCACCGGUCCUCAUCCACUCAAAUCCCAAUUUACCCUACUAUCUUGAAACAGACGCAUCAGGAGUAGCUAUGGGAGCCAUACUUAGUCAGCAAGGGGAAGAUAACUGUUUACAUCUGGAACUUCUGGCUAUCAUCAAGGCGCUGGAAGAAUGGCACAUCUUCUUAGAAGCAACAGACAAACCAGUACAGGUGUUUACAGACCAUUGGAAUCUGGAGUACUGGAUGCAGGCCUGCACAUUCAAUAGGAGGCAUGCACAUUGGUGGAUAUUCCUGAGCAACUUCAAUUUUGAAAUCCACUACUGCCUGGGAAAAGAAUCAGGAAAGCCAGAUGCCCUGUCCAGGCAAGCAGAUAACACAAAUGUAUCCCAAGAGCUGGAAGUCAUGCUCCCAUUAGAAGUUUUUGCCAAUACAUCUGAAGAGGAACUGGGAAUUGUCACGGAAAUUCAAAGCAAGCUAAAGGAAGACCCCUCCCUGGAGCAGAUCAUAAAAUUGUUGACAGAAGAUGCAGACAAAGCCCUGCCAUCAAUCCAAAAGGCCUAUAGGGAUUAUGACUGGGAGGAAGAUCUCCUGGAAUUUCAUGACUCCCCCUUGGCAGGUCAUCCAGGUCAACAAAGAACCCUUGAGCUCAUCAGUAGGAAUUACUGGUGGCCUGGGAUGAAAUCCUCAGCCAAGGAAUGGGUUGAGUGCUGCCCAGUAUGCCAAGCUAACCAACAAGCCCAUGCACCAGUGAUUGCCCUGAAACCUCUGGAAGUCCUGCCAUACCCCUUUCACACCAUUUUGUACAACUUCAUCACUGGGUUCCCCAAGUCUCAAGGAAACAAUGCCAUCCUAGUGGUCAUAGAUUCCUUUUCAAAGUUUGGCCACUUCAUCCCCACUUCAAAGAAGCUCCAUGGGUUACCAGUCAAAACUAUCUCAGACUGUGGAACCACAUUCACUGGGAAAUUCCUAAGGGCGCUUUAUCAACAACUUGAUAUCAAACCAUCUUUCUCCUCUGCAUAUCACCUGGAAUCCAAUGGACAAACAGAGAGGGUUAACCAAUUCAUUGAGUUCUACCUUAGAUCAUACGUUGCGGCAGAUCAUUCAGACUGGUCCACCUGGUUACCAUUGGCAGAAUACGCAUACAACAACGCCAAACAUGCUGCCACUGGGAAGACCCCCUUUGAGCUAGUUUACAGAAGGAACCUGGUUAUGAGUCCAUCCAACAGUCCAGCAAAUGUCCUGGAAGCCAACAAGGUAGCAGACACCCUAGCUAGGGAAUGGAAGGAGGCUGAGUCAGCACUCAGGAUGACAAAGGAACAGACAGCUGGGACCAAAGGAAUAAUCCCUGAAUAUUCUGUUGGGGAAAAAGUAUGGCUAGAUGCAAAAAAUGUGGUAAUCUGGUCCAACUUCAACAAAUUGGACCCAAAGCGCCUGGGACCAUUUGAGAUCACCAAAAAAAUUUCCAGUCUUAUUCUGUUCCCAGAACGCCCCCAUCCUGAAACAAUAGAAGGGGAGGAGGAAUACAAAGUAGAGCAGAUCAUAGACUCCAAAAGGCAACAAGGAAAGUGGUUCUAUCUGAUCAAAUGGAAAGGUUACAGCCCAGAAGACAACUCAUGGAAACCAGAAGAGCUGUUGGAGCAUAGCCAAGAAGAAAUUAGCUGUUUCAACAAGUCACAAUUGAAAAAGGCUUGUGACUCUGCCAAGAGCCUUUGA
Rhizoctonia solani is the source of this 2991-nucleotide messenger RNA. Its product is annotated as Reverse transcriptase (RNA-dependent DNA polymerase). Bases 1 to 2991 code for a protein of 996 amino acids. Lineage: Eukaryota; Fungi; Basidiomycota; Agaricomycetes; Cantharellales; Ceratobasidiaceae. Gene Ontology annotation, biological process: DNA integration. The transcript has 6 exons. Gene Ontology annotation, molecular function: nucleic acid binding. The record is from RefSeq and is a predicted model, not a curated record.